Cucurbitaria berberidis CBS 394.84 is the source of this 2535-nucleotide messenger RNA. RefSeq lists its product as uncharacterized. The transcript has a single exon. The record is from RefSeq and is a predicted model, not a curated record. The annotation marks the transcript as partial. Gene Ontology annotation, molecular function: protein binding. NCBI's taxonomy places the organism in Eukaryota, Fungi, Ascomycota, Dothideomycetes, Pleosporales, Cucurbitariaceae.
AUGCCCCGAGUCAGCGCCCCCCAUGCCAGCUUCAUCGCGAGCGCGGACCUUCCCAUCCUCCCGUUCCUCGCACCAAGAGUCUUCGCUGAGUCUCUCAUCUCGAGAAGGAGUCAAUCGCAACAUGGAAAGAGCGGUCGGGCACAAGAAGAGGAGGAGAAGACGGCGGCAUACGACAAGAAUAUCAUCGAAUCAAUACCACACAGAUUCGAAGUUCGCGAUAGUCGUUGGAGCUAUACGUUGAACUCGUCCUUGGGACCACAACAUCAGGGUACUGCUGCAGGGCUGCCGCUGCUGGGAAAGACUCGUCCACAGUGUAGCUAUGGGACGAAUGGUACUCAAUCACAUCGUGUCCAGCAUAUCUACGCCGACAUCUCCUUCUUUGCUCGCCAGCACUUAAGACGUUUCUCCACAGCCGAGCCGUCCAAUCGACAGGUUGCGAGUGGCACCCGGUCAUCGCAGCGUCGACGUCGCGGAAUACGCCCUGCGCAUGCAUCGUCCGUUCUUACCCAAAAUGGUCCCAAACUAGCCGCGAAACGCGACAAGGCGCUCGCUUUGGAACGACAACGACUCUUCAACUAUGUAUCUCGACUGCCACCUGGCCUUGGAGUAACCGAUCUCAACAAGAAAGGACAAUACAGAUCGCUCUGCCGUCGCAUUUUCAAUUUAGAAUACUGGGAUGCUACACAGAUGGACCUGUCUGGACUUACUGGCAAUGCAACCAAACAAGCCGGGCUCAGCCGGGCCUUUGCGCUACUCGACCGCACCGUGUAUCCUUCCCUAGGACAGCACACGCGGAAAGUUGAAAUUAAGCAUGACCGUAAAUGUAUUCAGCUGAGUGCGAAGCUAUUUCCACCCACCAAGGCUAGAUGGACCCAGGUCCGGGCAAAUUGGUUAGAGCUGGAUGUUGAAACUAGGAAAACCUGGUUUGAAAGAUUGCUUCUGUAUCUGCUAGAUUGCAAGUCUGGCCGAGUACUACGAUUCAUAAAGGCCAUCACCAUGGACCCACUCUUGCGGGACUUGAGACCUGUAGCCAUUGCGGAUGCCCUAGGCCACCUCUCCAAGAUUCAUGGCAGAGGUAUCUAUCUCGCCAGUCAGAACUGGGGUAAAGAUGCAGAAGCAAACAAGCGAACGUUUGUGCCGGCCUUCGUUCAUAUCUUUCAAAAAGUACUGGCUGAGCAGCAGGAUGUUUGUUCACAGGACCUGCUCUACAACAUCGUCCAGUUGGCGAGUAUUCAAGAUCUCAAGAGAGUGUUCAAUUGCCUGGUUGAAGCUCGUACGCGACUCGGCUUUGACACGCUCCUCCAUUAUGCAAAUGCGUUUGGCGAGGCGGGCAAUUUUCAUUACGCCUUGAGGUGUCUCGAUGAGCUCAAAGCAAGGCAUACUGCUGUUGCGUGGCAGUCGGUGGUCGAUCGCGAAAGGCUUCGAUGGACCUGUGCACUCAUUUUGCGCAAGAGCAUGAAUAAGAGCAAGAACUAUCACGACACUCCUGGCAUCGUUGCCUCAUUCGUGAGCCUGGGUAUCAAAAUGGACACUCUCCUCUACAAUGUGGUCAUGCAUAAUGCCAUGGAGGCUUGUGAUUACGCUACCGCUUUUAAGGUGUACAACACUCUGGAAACCAACGGAAUGAAGCCGGAUAAGCAUACGUUCUCGAUCCUUCUUCAUGGAUGCUCUUCGCAAAGUAAUCCCGCCAUGUUCCAAAGCUUUGCUCAACACUGUGCCGAGGUAGCAAGGGAUAUCAAGGACCCUUGGCUAGCGUCGGACUACCUCUACUAUCUCUACAUACGCCAUCAGAACGAUCCAGACAUUGGUCAUACCUCGGCCUUACUAUGGAAGACGUACCUUGGCUUCUUUCACGGAACAUCUUUGGAGCAAUUCCUAAAUCAAAGAACAAGGGACACCAUGAACAAGAACGGAACUGCGCAAACGUCAGGACUGCUUGAACCUCCGCCCAUGGCAAUGUACAUCAUCCUACAGACGGAGAUCAAGUUGGCGCUGGCUGUAAGCACCCAACGAGUGCUGAACCUAUACCAGCGUUUCAAAUUGCUUGCCAGCAACCCAGAUUUCAAGGCACUGACACGAAAUCCGACUAUCUGGAAUGCGUUUCUCCUCGCCUUUUGCCAGAAACAGCAGUUUGCAAGCGCAUCCCAAGUCAUCAAGGACAUGACCGAAGGCUCACCUCAGCCCAACAUCUACAGCUGGAACAUCUUCAUGCAAGCCUUCUUCAAAACGGGACAGGUACAGGCUGCCGACCGUGUGUUUGAGAUUAUGCGGAGUCGGGGCGUCGAUCCAGACCAGUUCACGUAUGGGGUGUUACUACGAGGAUAUGCGAAGGCACAGCUUGUUGAGCGCAUAGGCGACACCAUGCAGCACGUCAAUACGGAGCAAGAGAUUGAUCCAGAUCUACUAAGGGCGCUAGCCAAGGUGGUCGAUCGGAGGAAGCUCAUGUACACGCUAGAAAAGAGCCGUGUUCAUAAGGAGAUAGCAGCACAAGAGAAGGCAAAUGAAGAUGCCGAAGUGGAGCGGCAGAGGUGGGAA